AUGAUCAUGAGUGAUGGGUUGCUGCGAGUAUUUUGGCCAUAUGAUCUCCCGCGAUCUGCUUCGCCGGGAGUGAUAGUCGGAUGGCGUAACUCAGAGCUGGAUCUAUUCGUCCUUACGGUCCUAGAAGAUGUUGAGCCACGGAAUGUUGAAAAUGCGCUUCGGGCUGGAAUUCUCUUUCGAAACAGUCCACAUCCUAUUGUUCGUAUCUUCAAUCUCUGCGGUCGGUCUCAGAUGCAUGUCCUUGGUUCAACCAAUUCCCCUUUACCCGCGACUUCGUUCAAUCCCUCCCAUCUAUAUGUGACUACGCAUCUUCCGAAAAACCAGCUUCCGCAAAUAUAUUGUCCAGCGGAGGCAAAUCUUUCAGUUCAAGUUAUUAUGUUUCAUCGUCCUCAUCCAACACGCAUGGAGUAUAUGUCACUUGAUCCGAUUUCGCUGGCUUUGGGUGAUAAGGUACCAAACCUGGAGAAUGGAGGGCCAUUAUGGGGAAAGACAGAAUCUGAGGAGGAGAGAGAAAAAGCUCGGUAUCAAGUGUUGGUUGAUAAACUUAAGCUGCACACUGUGGUGAAGCAUAUACCCUCGCAAAAAGAGCAGGCGCUCCCACUUAUUGUCAGCCAAGUAAAUUGCGCCUUCGAGAUGAGCCAGCUGAUGCACAAGAAUUGUCAUCUUAUCGGAGUGCGCGCAAAACGCAGUAUGAGUGUUGGAGAACGUGUCGUGGAGUCAGCGACUACCCUUUGGGGUCUUUUCGUCCUCUUCGUCGCACAUAUCUUCUGGCAAUGGCUUUGGCCCGUUGUCACCAGGGUCUUUGUUAUAGGUCUCGUGGGGCACCGGUCUGUCGCAGAAGUUGUCUUGCGGGUUCUAGAGUGGCGGGCUCGGCCAGAUGCUGCGGCUAUCAAAGAUAUUUCGGCAACGGCUCAGCAGGUUGAUAUACGACUUCAACAAUUUUGUUACUGGCCUAUACAGUACGUCAAACUGCGCCAGAGGAAAGAUAACUGGGAAAGUGUGACAACAAGCCACCCGGAUUAUAUUCGAUUCUACAACAGCCUGUGGCUCGUGGCUAAUGAUGUGAUUAUUGGAAUUGCUCUUGGCUCCUAUAUCAUUGAUAACGCAAACUGGGUCGCCUCUCAAAUCAACACUGUUCUCACUGGUUGGACCGUUGAAGGAUUACAACGCACCAUCUCAUGGUUGAUGGAUUGGCCCGCUGGCUUGAAACUCAACAAUGAGCUGGCCGCUUUUCUUGGUGACCUAUUCCUCUGGGUUAUCGAGAAUUGGGCCGCAUGCAUUGCCAACCUUCAGCCCUACCUCCCUCAUAUCAUCUAUAUUGUUGGUUGUUCCAGCUUUGCGGGAGCCAGCAUGCCAAUCGCGCUAUUUUCCGACCUUCUUUCCAUCCUAACCGUCCAUAUCUACUCUUUCUACAUUGCCUCUGCCCGCAUCUUCAAUUGGCAGCUUACAAUAAUUAUCUCGCUUUUCCAUCUCUUCCGUGGAAAGAAGCGAAACGUUUUGCGCAAUCGUAUAGAUUCAUGUGACUACGACCUCGACCAGCUUCUUCUUGGCACCAUUCUCUUCACGGUGCUUUUCUUCCUCCUUCCAACCGUGAUUGUCUUCUAUCUGACUUUCGCCUCCGCCCGCAUGUUGAUCAUUUCCAUGAAAGCCGGCUUCGACACCUGCCUGGCAUUCCUGAAUCACUUCCCCCUCUUUGCUCUAAUGUUACGCGUAAAGGACUCAAGGCGACUUCCCGGUGGUAUUCGUUUCGAGCUCCGAGACGAAAUGGACAAGCAAUUAACCGACUCAAAAUCUUCUACCGUAUCUUACAUUCACCUUGAGUCAAUCCCACUUCCCCUUCGUGCAAUGUUCGACCAAUACUUCCAACUAGGUCACCGACUUCGCAAACAUUACCUAGCGCCCCGCGUCAUCUUCUGUCUCAUGACCGGCCGCUUCGUACCGCCCAUUCACCGCCGAAAUCUGUACAGCAUGCAAUAUAGUAUGUUGCCUGCACGCCGUGCAGGCAUGGGCGAGGUGUGGUCGCUGCUUACGCAGACGAAGAAAGGGAACGGUGCAGGAGGCGGUUCUGGGUCUAUGGCAGGUGGUAUGGGAACUAUGGGCCACCCUGUGCCUAAAGUACCGCCAAACUACGGCCAAGGAGAUGUUCGGAGACGAGGACAUCGUUGA
Molecule: messenger RNA, 2166 nt
Organism: Penicillium angulare
Lineage: Eukaryota; Fungi; Ascomycota; Eurotiomycetes; Eurotiales; Aspergillaceae
Product: phosphatidylinositol N-acetylglucosaminyltransferase
Exons: 3
Coding region: 1-2166 (721 amino acids)
Biological process (GO): GPI anchor biosynthetic process
Cellular component (GO): membrane; endoplasmic reticulum
Source: RefSeq, a predicted model, not a curated record